This is a messenger RNA of Penaeus indicus, 3034 nucleotides long. RefSeq lists its product as uncharacterized. The record is from RefSeq and is a predicted model, not a curated record. NCBI's taxonomy places the organism in Eukaryota, Metazoa, Arthropoda, Malacostraca, Decapoda, Penaeidae. Bases 652 to 2340 code for a protein of 562 amino acids. The transcript has 9 exons.
UCAAAGGGGAUGAGUGCCGAGUCUGUCCCAUUCUGGCUGUCAGUCCCCGCGUGAGGAGGCCCUGAUAGCGGCACUGGCCCUGUGCGUGAGCGUGGGUGUGCGUGUGCGUUACUGCAGUGACUGUGACAAAAAAAAAGAAGACCCGCUUUUGGAACACCGAUUGAGAGUGAUACUUGUGAAGCGAUUUUGUUGUUUUGAGGAUACUCGAUGAGUGACACCGAGCAGAAAGCGGUCACCGAGAGGAUGUCAAGCUAUACGUAUAGCAAGGAAGGAGAAUGUGACUUAGGAUAAAGACAGGGAGGCUGUACCAUCAAUAAGAAAGACAGACAGGCAGGCAGACAGAGAGAGAAAGAGAGAGAAAGAGAGACAAACAGACAGAGAGGGAGAGAUAGACAAGCAGGUAGAGGGAGAGAAAGAGAGACAGAAAGAGAUAGCCAGGCAGACAGAGAGAAAGAGAGACAGACAGACAGACAGAAAGAGAUAGCCAGGCAGACAGAAAGAGAUAGCCAGGCAGACAGAGAGAUAGAGAGAAAGAUAGACAGACAGAUAGACAGAGGGAGAUAGACAGGCAGACAGAGAGAAAGAGAGACAGACAGACAGAGAGAGAGAGAUAAACAGACAAACAGACAGACAGACAAAGUAAGCAAGAACAUGAUCUGCAACACCUACCUCCUCAUUCCCGUCUGCCUCGCCCUCACCGGCGCCACCCCGGUUGUGGACGACACCCGGGCCCUUAGCGAAGCCGCAGGAAAGGAAAUCACUCCCUCGAGGCCUCCGGAAGACCUGGUCCUCGAGGACGACGCCGACGAAUCUCCUGAAGCAGAGACGUAUCGAGGAGCUCGCAGUUCGUUCAUGGAGAGAGCGAGGAACUACCCCUUUGACAAGAAAAAUAAGAAGGAGGAGGAAAGCAAAAACUACAGUCUUCCCAUCGUCGAGGAGAACAGCGUCAGAUUCUUCGACGUUUCGGCCGAGGAGGACCUCAUCCUCGAGGCGAACGGACAGAACGUGACGGGGAUCAGAGCUUCAGGUCCUGAGUGCCGGCUGGUGAACUUGGAGGUCCGGGCGGGUUAUGUCCUACACGAGGAACUCCGGGACAAGUGCAAGAAACUUCGGAACUUGACCCUGGCAGGAAAUAACUGGAGAUGCGCCGGGACUCUACAUCACUUCGUAGAGGCGAUGGAGGACAGGAUCUCCUACGAUAAGGCUAGAUGCGGCGAUAUCAAGUGCCCGACGGAUCAGGAACACAGGUAUUGCAGCCUCGAGGUGGGCAUGAACCUGACGAAGACGUAUGGACUCAAGGAAAUUGAAUGUCCUCCAGUCUGCGUGUGUUCCAUGAAUCUCUAUAGCGGUUUGUUCCACUACAUGGUGAACUGUGUAAAGGCUAACAUUACGGACGAAACAAUACCCCCUUUUCCACAAGCUACAAUGAGCCUAGAUCUCUCACAAAACAAGCUGACAUCCACAGAGCCUCUGUUUAAGAAGCUGAGUGAACUAAAGAAUCUGCAGAUCGUGUUCUUAGGAGACAAUCAGCUCGAGUCCGUUCCCUACUUCAAGAACAACUUCGCCAAACUCGAGCAAAUGUUCCUCAAUAACAACAAUAUUAAAUGGGUCAACGACAGUCCUGACACCUUCUCCUUGCAGCUGACAUCCACAGAGCCUCUGUUUAAGAAGCUGAGUGAACUAAAGAAUCUGCAGAUCGUGUUCUUAGGAGACAAUCAGCUCGAGUCCGUUCCCUACUUCAAGAACAACUUCGCCAAACUCGAGCAAAUGUUCCUCAAUAACAACAAUAUUAAAUGGCUCGAAGCUGCAGCAAUCAAGAGCAUUUUGCAAACAAAGAACAAGGAUUUCAGAAUCGAACUGCUGGGCAACCCCCUCGAAUGCGGACCAGACAUCUACGAAAUCAACUUUCUCCAGGCUAUCCAUUACAAGUUGAUCUCAAACUGGAAAAAGAUUAAGUGUACCGAUGGUGAGAAGGAAAAAUUCGUCAAGUUCUACAUCAAGGAGGACUCGAAGGGGUUGUCUGCCGAAUUCGACCCUCUGGUCAUGGGCAUCUGCCUCCUGGGCGCCAUGAACCUCUUCCUGAUGUACGUGAUCUACGACCUGUGGAUGGCCAAGAGGGAGAUGAGGAAGACCAUGGCGGGGAGGCGGCCGCUGCUCGACAGGAUCGUCUGCGGGGCCACCGUCUGCUGCGGGACCCUCUUCAGCCGCUCCUUCUGGCGCACUGAGGAGGAGCCCAGAGGGUCCAGCGACGCCUGCUACGAGAGCCCGGACCAGGUCGCCAUCAGGAAGAGGACGCCCAAAGCCGCCCGUGCCAAUGCCUCUGAGAAGAACGAACUCUGACGGCGUGCAUUAGGGUUCUCUGCAGACUUAUGAAUAACAUAGUGGUGUGAUGAAAGAGCACAGAACGGAACUUUUAAGUCCAUUUUUACUCGUUUUAAGUGCAAUGUGAUGCUUUAAUAAGAGUGUUAAAGCGUGUUUUAUUAAUGUGACUUGGUACAAUGGUAUAAUAUAAUCACGAUCUCUUCUGUGUCCUAAAUAUUUUUUUUUUUUUCUCAGGGCAUGUAAAGCAACAUUCUCUGAAAUAUUUAAUCCUUCGUGUCUCUUCCAUUUCUCUUUUUUUAUUUCUGAUUUUUAUUUCCUUUAUUUGUUUAAGAUAAAUCAUACAUCUCCCCUCUAUGUUUAUCUUUUUCUAACAGAAUAAGAUGAAUGUACUUAAUUGUAUACUUUAAGAAAUGAUGGAUUAGUAUAUAUUAUAUAUUUUUUACAAUUGUAGAUUUUUUUUACCAUCGUAGAUGAAUUAAUCAGACGGAAUUCCUUUAUCAAACUGUAACGAAACCGAAAGAAUGCGACUGGAUUGUUCAUCAUUAAAGCUGAUGAAUUUCCACAUUUUAUUGACUUUAAUAAUUAUUAUUAUUUCAAAGAGUACACUAUCUUUCGCAACACAAACACGUCAGGAAUAAGUGUUGAUGUCUAGAUUACUAAAUUAAUUGCAUUUUGUAUAUGUAAAAUAAAAUCUUACCUUUUUAAGCAAUAA